Xiphophorus hellerii (green swordtail) is the source of this 5459-nucleotide messenger RNA. RefSeq names its product vasopressin V2 receptor-like. Bases 409 to 1902 code for a protein of 497 amino acids. The transcript is spliced from 7 exons. Gene Ontology annotation, molecular function: peptide binding; vasopressin receptor activity. The record is from RefSeq and is a predicted model, not a curated record. Lineage: Eukaryota; Metazoa; Chordata; Actinopteri; Cyprinodontiformes; Poeciliidae. Gene Ontology annotation, biological process: cellular response to hormone stimulus; positive regulation of vasoconstriction; G protein-coupled receptor signaling pathway. Gene Ontology annotation, cellular component: plasma membrane.
GGGGGGAACAAGGAGCUGAAAUUCAGUUGUACUGGUGGUAUUGGAGGCACGGCACAAUGGGCAAAAGCAAAUCGAGGGAGUGAAAAGAACUGAGACGCACAUGGCUUUUAAAUGGACCUCACCAGUAAACAGUUGUGACUUACAGCCCAGAAAGGACAACAUUAGGGGACCUGGACAGACUCUGUCUUUGAAGCACUGGCCAGGAAAAAAGUUGCCAGGCUUUUUUUUUUUUUUUUCCUCAGUUCUGACAGAUUCAUUGAGGAGUCAGCUGAUGGGACGGUGAGCAGUGUUUGGAAAAGCUGAAGAACUAAAGGUUUUAACCUGGAUCUGGGAACAAAAACAGAACAGCAAGGGAGAGAGAGAAGAAGGACACGCAUGAGGCAACCUACAAUGCACUGACAGCGAGGAAUGGAAAGGAUCAGCGUGGAAACAGACUGGGAUGGGUUAGGUCUCUCCUCUCCGGGCGCCAAGGGAAGGAACAACAUCUCCUCGUUUGUUACUGAGCUGAACUUGUUCAACAUUUCUCGCGGUGGAGGGUCCCUCUUUGGGAUCUUAAUAGAGAACGGCUCCAACGCCACGUCUCACACUGUUCCUCAACCCAGGGCGAGGGACCAAGGCCUAGCCCGGGCCGAGAUCGCCAUUCUGGGGGUGGUGCUGGCUCUCACCACGCUGGGCAACAGCUUCGUGUUGUGGGUGCUUCUGAGAAGGAGGAAGCACAAUGCGCCGAUGCACCUGUUCAUGGUCAACCUGUGUGUGGCUGACCUGGUGGUGGCGCUCUUUCAGGUUCUGCCCCAGCUGAUAUGGGACAUAACAGAGAGGUUUCAGGGGCCCGACUUGCUCUGCCGGUCCGUCAAGUAUUUGCAGAUUGUGGGGAUGUUUGCUUCCUCCUACAUGAUAGUUGCCAUGACAGUCGACCGACACCAUGCCAUCUGCUGCCCGCUGCAGGCCUACCGCGUUGGGGCUAUGUCCCGCUGGAACACCCCUGUGAUAGUGGCGUGGGCUCUGGCUCUGGUCCUCAGCAUACCGCAGGUGUUCAUCUUCUCCCGCUCGGAAGUGGCUCCGGGUGAGUUCGAGUGCUGGGGUCACUUCACCGAGCCAUGGGGGCUGAAGGCCUACGUCACCUGGAUGACCGUGGCUGUGUUCCUGCUGCCCGCCCUCAUCAUUACCAUCUGUCAGAUAAGAAUCUUCCGGGAGAUCCACAACAACAUCUACUUGAAGUCAGAGAGGAUAAUGAUGGCCGAGCUCAAGAGGAGUGAAAUCCUUCUUCGCUUCCAGGGCCUCAGGAAGGAGGAUGAGCGAGAGGGGGAGAGGGGAAGACAGGCGACCGGGAGAGAAGGAGGAGGACGGCUCCUGAAGGACAAUGACGCCCACGACUGCGAAGUGAGAGAACAUUACGACUAUGUGCCGUCUGUUAUUCAGUAUAGUAGCUGCUGCGGCGAACAUCAGACAGCAGCCACAACGUUGAUGCAGGAGCAAAUACAGAACGGCUCAGAUUUCCGGGAGUCCUGUGCCAACUCCGCCCGCUGCUCCCUGGACUAUGCCCCCCCUCCACAUCAGGUCACUCCAGCCCCCAGCAUCACCAAGGCAAUGUCCAAGACGGUGAGGAUGACCCUGGUCAUAGUGUUGGUCUAUACCGUCUGCUGGUCACCGUUCUUCAUCGUCCAGCUGUGGGCGGCCUGGGAUCCAGACCCUCCAGACCAAGGAGUGGCCUUCACAAUCCUGAUGCUGUUGGCCAGCCUGAACUCGUGCACCAACCCGUGGAUCUACACGGCUUUCUCCAGCAGCGUGUCCAGAGAGCUUCAAAACCUGCUGCAGUGUGGGUCACGACUCGGCCGACGCGGCUCCCUCCCGGACGACUCUACGGCCACACACACUUCCACCACUAAGGACAACCUGUACUGACAAACACCUAGAAGACGGACACACCGAGACACGCUUGAAAAUACAUGGCGGCUGGGCUGCAUGAACACCGUGCUGCGAGGAUCGAUGCCUCUGCCGCUGCCGUCGCCAUCGGCAGCAUCACCGCUUGAGAACGGUCCGACCUUUACCAGAUGUUUGCUUUGACAAAGGACAGCUGUACCCUCAGCAGGACAUCAAUCUGUUCUCACCUGCCUGCUCCGCCUCCACUGUACCUACCGGAAGGAUGCCAUUGACGAUGUCAACAACACACGCUGCCGAGCCUCGCAGUGCAUCUGCAAUGCAAAAUGACCUGGAAAGUAAAGAGAUUUUCACUUCAGUAGCUUGUGGCUCGGGUCUUGUGGAGCAAUUCAUGUGGGGAAAAUAAAAAGAAAACACUGGCUGACUCUAACAAAGCGGAGAACACCAGGAAUGCAAAGGAUGGAUCGCUGCAUUAAUAUCCUCUUGGCAUGCUAAAUGCACAAGGCAGCAGGCAAAGCUGUGGAUCCAGAGGAACCCAAACAGCAAUAAGAAAGAUUGCUACAGCUAUAAGUGGGAUCCAAAACCGAAGUGAAACAAAUGGUUUUUUUAUUACUAUUAUUUAUUUUAAUGAAAGAUCAAAGGCUGAAUUCACACUUUGAAGGAAGUCUUCAGAGGUUGGACACGUAUUCACUCCUGAGGAUGCUGAGUUGAAGUAAAGCGGAGUCCUCCAAGAAGCUGCAGAAAAACACACAUAAAACACUCUCAAACAGGAGGGGAGAAAGGAGGAAAGAGCAGAAACGAACAAACAGAUUUUCUACGAGCGACUCUGGCUGUGAACGAUGUGGCUGUAGUUUGAGUAAACAUACAAGACUUUCCAAUUAUGGAGACUCCGAAAGUAUGAACCACAAACACUAGGGUGAAGAAGUUACAUUCCAGGCGCAGUGCAGAUAUGUAAAGUAUAUUUAUUGACCACGUACGGCACAACAGAUACUACCUUUUAUUUAAAAGUUGAACGUGAACCAUCAAAUGUGAUGGUGCGUUGAGGGAAAACAAAAAGAUGUCAAACCAAAGUUUUAGCUACGCAGGUCUUAAAAGCAACAAGCUUCAACAGACGUGACGGAAAUCACUGCAUUUUAACAGAACUGUUGAGAAGAAAGUCCACAUUAAGAGGGAAAUGAGUCCAAACAAAGUGCCUGGGAUGUGAGUUAUAGAUGUUGUUAGAAGGGCCUCCCUGAACGUUUUAAUCUCCAAAUGAUGUCAGCUGUGUUGUUAUUAGACAGAGCUACCAUCAGAGCAGGGAUUGUAAGAUUUGUUAUAUAACACCAUGAGCCAUUUAUACAUUUUACUUUCUUAUUUAUUGUUUAAAAAAUUACAUAUAUAUCUUUUUUCACAUUAUUUUUCUUUCUGUGUUUUACAUUAUGCCCCUUCACUGCAUGGCAAACUAAAUGUUUUGGGUUUUUUUAUAUAAAAUUGUUAUAAUAGAAGCUCUUCUUCUUUCGACAGAUACAGUACGUCUGCACAGGCGUUUCAUCACGCUUCUGAAUGUUUAUGUUAACAGGUUUAGGGUACACAAGUUUCAAAUUCAAUUUUAAAAACACUUUAUUGAACCCGACGGGAAAUUAAAUGCAUAAAUAAAUUCAUUGUGAAUUUCCACUUAUCGAAAGAAGGCUGAAAAUCGUGUUUGACUUUGAGAGACGCUGAGGAGAGAGUGUAAUCAUUUCAAUCAGCUUUGAUGUAGCAGGUUCCCGUUAAAACACACAGAUUGUGCUGAAUAUAGAGUCAUCAGGGUGAGCUGCCAAGUUCAGGCCUUCCCCAAAGUUUAUUUCUGAGUCAGCAGUCUUUCAGUCUAUAUUGCUGUAAAACUCAUUUCGCCGCAGACGGUUGUGAUUAGGUUGUUCUAGGCUUCUGAUUGGUUCCUGAAUAUCUCAAUCAAUUUCAUUUCAUCUGGGGGUGACAGUUUGAUCAGACUGGGAUUCUGAUAAGCAUAAAUGACAUAGAAGGAGGUAAACAAUGGAGUUUUGGAAUGGCCCAUUUAACCUUAAAUAUUCAGACUGCUUAAAAAUUAAGUCAGGGAGGGAAAUCAAUCUAUACAAAUCAAAUAACGAAUGUACAUCGAUAGUAAAUAUCAGUGGAGGAGUAUGUAUUUAUCUAAACUUGUGUGUAAUGUAUAAUUUUGACCAAUGUACAUUUGAUAAAAUUCACAAUUUAUUUAAACUGUGCAUCUCUUACUUUCUAUACUAAUUGAAGCUGUAUUUAUUCCACAUUAAAAAAAAGAACAAUUUCAAUACAUCAUAAAGACUUUUUUUUUUUUUUAAUAAAACACAUUUAAAUGCUAGGUGUGUUCAAAAUUCUGACCAGAACUGUAACACUGUGUGUAUAAUAUUAGGUUAGAUUUUAAGUGUCCAUUUCAGCUGAGAUGUUCCUGAAAAUAACGCUGCGUUUUGUUCAGGGCUGUUCGGUUCAGCUCGUUCUCUUGUUUUCACCCGAGCAGCAGCAGCAGCAGCAAUGUUAUGCGUGUCUUCAGGACAAUACUGGGAGUCUUUCAAGGUGUCUGAGGAGCCCUCGCCCUUGUUGAAGGAGUGCCUCACCUUUUCCUCUGUGAGCCCAAAGUGUUUGGGCUUCCAGCACGCCACCGUGCAUUUGUUCCCCAGACUCAAGGCCUCCUACUUUGAUUCUCGGCCAAACAAAAGGUUAUUGCAACAACGUGCCGUGUCUCACUUUGUUAUAUCAGGAAAUGGAUAAACUUCUCCCAAGCCUUAGGAGUAUUCGUGUGUUUUUCCUCUCUUUCUGUCAGGAAGCAGAGAGGUCAAAGGAUGAUUCCUCUGCAAGAAAAGGCCCAGACUUCAGAUCAGGCACGCUUGAUCUUCCCAUUACGCAUUUCUUUUAGUCGUUAAAGCACAUUAAAAACAGCUUAAUAACAAAUGGGCUAUGAUGGAGAGAGAAAAAUCACUGACAUAAACAACUUUGAACAUCAACUAAAAAUAGAUCCAUCCUUGCAGGGAAUUUCUGUUUGACUCCUGAGAGCAGAGAGCCGGCAUAACCGCAGACAUCAUCCUUCCUCUCUUUUCAUAAAACGAGGUCGAUGGGUCUUUACUUGGUCACGAUUUAUCCUUGAUCAGUUUGGGUGUCCUGAUGCCCCUCGUUUUUAAACCGAACGAGGGGCAUCAACGUCGAGAUUCAAGGUCACCCCGUCAUUACAGCCAGGCGGCAUGUUCUGCGGCCGCGGUGGGGUGUGAGGGAAACAAAUGACCUGAGCUGGAUGGCCGCAAGGACGGAGAAAGUGGAGGUGGGAGGGGAAACGGUGCAUCCUCCCUCCUCAGAUCAGUGUGAAGUCAGCUGAGGAAUGACGGGGAGGGGGAUUCAACCUUUAUCGCUGUCUGUAUAAAUCAGAAAUCACAUCAGGAGUGAUCUGUCUUACUGAGGAACCCUUGUCUGUCUGCAGACCUGCUGUCUGCUGAAGCUGGUGCUCAGAUCAUUCCAAGACUGCAGGAGUCCUAUCUACCACAACAACUCGGCCGUGUGCGUUAGAAGGAGCAUUAAACUACAUGUCUAGAUAAAGUAAAAGAAAAAUGAUGCUGCUG